Molecule: messenger RNA, 2119 nt
Organism: Saccostrea cuccullata (small rock oyster)
Lineage: Eukaryota; Metazoa; Mollusca; Bivalvia; Ostreida; Ostreidae
Product: angiopoietin-related protein 2-like
Exons: 6
Coding region: 303-1754 (483 amino acids)
Source: RefSeq, a predicted model, not a curated record
GAGCACUGUCUGAAAUCCGAGAAUAUAAUUUCAGGUUUCAAGGAAAAUAUGUUUUGAACAAAAGUCUACAUGCAGUAGAAGAAUUUGUAGAAACAAAUGCGCAAUUUUCUAAAUUGUUGUGCGGUAUUUUAUGUGGAAAAUCAAACUGUCAAGGCUUUGAAAUCUGCCACGAUGACAAAAGAUUGUGCAGAAUAUGGAAUGAUCCUUUUGAGCCAGUGUCAUCUUCUGAUCCAAACUUAAAUAUCUGUGACCAGUUUAAAAAGUAUACAUGGGCACCUGACGUCACGGAAGCAAGUCCUUCUAUGACAACCUUUGCACAAAAUUCAACCUCGUCGAGUAGUAACACCUCUGCAAACUCCCAGAAUUCAACAAUGUAUGUAGAAGCGCUUACAUCUUCAGUGCAAAGCACAAGUACAUCUUCCGAAGGAAUUCUGAUGAAUCAAUCCACAACUACGCAACUAGUAAUGGAAAAUGUUUCCGAAAUACAGAGCACCGAGGACGCUCUAUACAGUGACACAGUUACUAUUCAGAGUACAAUUCCGCCAACCGACAACAGUUCAAGUAAUAACAACCAAACAGCAUUGACUACCCUGGGUCAUCUUAGUACAACUUCCGAAGGAAUACUUCUGAAUCAAUCCACAACUUCAGAACUAGCGACAGAAAAUGUUUCAGAAACACAUAGCACCGAGGGAGCGCCAUAUAAUGACACGGCUACUAUGAUGAGUACAAUUCAACCAACUGAUAACAUUACGAGUAACAACAACCAAACAGCAUUGACAACUCUGGAUAAUUCAAGCACAACUUCACAAGGAAUUCUUCUAAACCAAUCCACAACUACAGAACUAGCGAUGGAAAAUGUUUCAGAAAUACAGAGCACCGAGGCCGCUCUAUAUACUGACACAGUUACAAUUCAGAGUAUAAGUAAUAACCAAUCAACAUUGACAACUCUAGAUAAUUUUAGUAUAUUACCGACAAAUCAAACAACAAACUUGGAGACAACUGUGUUAGCGGAGUCAACAACAGGGGUUAAUACAGUACCGAAUUCUACGACCAAGUACUUAUCCACUGUUCAAAGCACUCCGGAAUCAACAGAACCAAAUUGUAUGGAUUGUGAUUGCUGGAGCCUGAGAGGAAUGACGGGAAAACUUACAAUUUUUUUGGCGGGCCAAUUUAUUGAAGUCAACUGUACAGAAGAUGGAACUCUUUAUCAUUGGACGACUUUUCAGAGAAGAAUCAAUGGCACUGUCAAUUUUUACAGAAAUUGGUCAGACUAUGAAAACGGAUUCGGGUCAAUUGACGAUGAAUUUUGGUUAGGUAACAAAUAUAUUCACGAGCUGACGAGGCUGGGACAUACAUACCUGGGUAUAGAUCUACUAACAUUUGAAGGAAGACUUCUUUCUAUAGAAUAUGCCACCUUCAGAGUGGGAAACUCAUCAACUAAGUAUAUACUGGAAGUGGGGAAUCCAGUUUAUACUUCCACUCCAGAAUGGGAUAUAGGCGACAGUAUGGCGAAUCAUAACGGUAUGCUUUUUACAACAUAUGAUGCAGAUAAUGAUGAAAACAAGGCAAAAAAUAAUGGAAAUUGCGCAAUCAUACUCAGAGGAGGGUGGUGGUACAAAAAUUGUGGGGACUGCAAUCUCAACGGGGAGUAUAGCCACGAACGGUACCCUCCUGACGACAGGGUGUACUGGAAAGAUUAUGGAGGAUUCCAAGAAUCCUUGAAAGAGGUCACAAUGAAAAUUCGGAAACCUUAACUAGUGGGUAAUACACGUUGAAUUCCAUUUUUGAUCAUCGGACUCAUCAGAGAAUUCUGCUGUGAAGAGGAAACUGGUUCACACUUAAUUUGUUAGUAGAAAUUAUCAGAUGUAUCGUUUCUUUCUUUUUCGGCCGGGCACGGAACCUUAAUUUAAGCUUUCUUGUAAAUGUAAAUACCUUUUUUAUGAUCCUCUAUUCUUGGAUUAAAAAGUAGUUUUUUUACUUUUCGUUUAUAGCUUUUAACAUAUUGCCUUUAUACUAAAAUGCAUCAGGAAAUUAAAAACAAAUGGACCAACUUUUCGACUUUUUAGCAUGACAAUUUAAUUACUGAUAUCGUUAUACAGAAAAUAUUGUUCUAUAAACU